AUGAUUUCUCCUUCGACUAUUCUCUUCUAUGUUUUACUCUUCAUAAAUCUUUGUGAAGCACAACAAUUGAAUUCUUCAUUGAUAUCACGAUGUAAUUAUCCAUCAUGCAGUUCUCGACGUAUUUCAUGUUCUUCCAAUAUCGAUUGUGAAUGUUUUUCUUUAACAACAAAUUCAACAAAUGGAAUUUGUGGAUCAGCAACUUUCUCAUGUUCAAGUUUUGUUCGAUGCAAUUCCGAUAAUAAAACAUGUUCCAUUGAAAAUACAGUUUGUGUCAACAGUACACGAUGUGAUCAACCUCUCUGUUAUCCAUUAGCUUUAGCUAAUAUUUUAAUUUGUCCAAAAAUGAUUACAACCACAACAACUAAACCCACGACAACAACGACUAAACCAACAACAACAACACCUAAAUCAGCAGCUACAACAAUGAUUAAUCGAUCUGGUAUGACUUCUAUGCCAUUAAACACAGCACAAACUCAAUCGGGUACAAAUCCACCGAAUAUGAGUACAAUGAUGAAUCGUGUUGAUAUGACUUCAAUGGGAGUAAAUACAGGAAUGCCAUCAGGUACGAUGAUGAAUGACGCAAGUAUUAUGACACGAAUUGCAUCUGAGACAACAAUGAUCAAUUCACCAUCAUCAUCAACAACAACAACAACAACAACUUCAACAACAACAUCAUGUCAAGCAUUUUCUUCCAUGAUAACAUAUUCAUGUGGAAAUGGACCACAAGGAAUUGCUACAGGUGAUUUUAAUGGUGAUAAUCAAUUAGAUAUUGUUGUUACAAGUAUUUAUGAUGGUGUUAUUAAUGUCAUAUUAAGUAAUAAUAAUGGCGGAUAUUCUUCACCAAUAUCAUAUCGAUGUGGAACAUCUCCUCAAGGUAUUUCAGUAGGUGAUAUUAAUCAUGAUAAUUAUUUAGAUAUUGUUGUUGCUAACGGUGCAAAUCAUAGUUUAAGUAUAUUUUUUGGUCAAAAUAAUGGAACAUUUUCUUCUCAAAUGGUUUUAUUAUCUGGUUUAACUCCUUGGCAUGUUUCUCUUGAUGAUUUAAAUAAUGACACAAAUUUAGAUAUCGUUGUAACAAAUGCAGGAAGUAAUAAUAUUGGAAUUUAUCUUGGUUAUGGAAAUGGAACAUUUAUGAUUCCACAAACAUAUUCAACAAAUUUUUAUCCUGUUGGACUUGCGAUUGGAGAUUUAAAUAACGAUGGGAAAAAAGAUCUUAUUGCAACAAAUGCAGGUGAUCGAACAAUAAGUAUUUUUCUCGGAUAUGGAAAUGGAAGUUUUUCAAAUCAAAUAUCUUAUACAACUGGUCUUUUUUCUUGGUCAAUUGCAAUGGGUGAUUUAAAUAAUGAUCAUUAUUUAGAUAUUGUUUUAUCUUAUCGUGAUAAUAAUACAAUUAGUACAUUUCUUGGUAAUGGAACUGGUUUAUUUACUAAAUAUGAAACUUAUUCAACAGAUAGUUAUCCAUGGAAAGUUUUCAUAUCUGAUUUUAAUAAUGAUCAUUUAAAUGAUUUCGUUGUUGUUAAUACGGGAAGUGAUGAAAUAAGUCUUUUUAAUGGAAUUGGUAAUGGACAUUUUUCUUCUCAAAUUCGAAUACCAACAGGUGAAUAUCCAUUUGGACUUACUGUUAAUGAUUUUAAUCGAGAUGGAAAACUUGAUCUUAUUGUUGCCAAUCAAGAAGAUGCAAAUUUUGGCAUUUUUUAUAACAAUUGUUAA
This is a messenger RNA of Adineta ricciae, 1707 nucleotides long. NCBI's taxonomy places the organism in Eukaryota, Metazoa, Rotifera, Eurotatoria, Adinetida, Adinetidae. The record is from the annotation of a GenBank genome assembly.